Messenger RNA from Neodiprion virginianus, 3312 nucleotides. It is a transcript of the gene Ent2, whose product is annotated as equilibrative nucleoside transporter 1. The coding region runs from base 410 to 1903 and encodes 497 amino acids. The transcript is spliced from 11 exons. The record is from RefSeq and is a predicted model, not a curated record. Gene Ontology annotation, biological process: nucleoside transmembrane transport. Gene Ontology annotation, molecular function: nucleoside transmembrane transporter activity. NCBI's taxonomy places the organism in Eukaryota, Metazoa, Arthropoda, Insecta, Hymenoptera, Diprionidae. Gene Ontology annotation, cellular component: plasma membrane.
UAGUGGCGCAUGGCGACUGAGUCAGUGCGGAUUGCGAGGCUGCGCUGCACAGUACAUACUUAAAAAUGUGGGUCACGUUGUGCACGAGCGUUCUAUAAUAUUAGCCUUAAAAUAUUUGUAUACAAAAACCCAUAUUAGGUCUUGAAAACGCGAAAAUAAUCCAUACCGAAUGUGUACACCGUAACACAAGACAAUAUUCAUUUAGUUUUUUUUCUGACUGCAGGGUCCACCCAACAUUUUUGCGCGCGAACUCUCGUUAUUCCCAGUGUAUUAUCCUCAUUUUCUUCGGUUGAAACCACAGAAACAAAUGUUAAUUUCGACUUGACAUACGUUAACUGCUCUUCAAAUCAUUCAUUCGAGUUCGAAAUUCAUUGAAACCUCGUUGUAAUAAUACAAAGUAUUCAGAAAAAUGUCAGGUAGUUACACGAGAAAGGAAUUUGGCGUGGACCACGAGGAGAAAACGCUGCUAGCGAAAGACAAAACAACCAUUUGCUCUAAUUGCAUGUCAUAUGCAACAUUUGGUCAUCCAAUAACUUCUGGCACUGUACCAGUACGACUUUCUCCAGGAUGGGAGGGUACGGGUAGGCCUGAGGACGAGUUGAAUUUUAAGGGAGUUACUAUGGACCAAGCAGACCUUGAAAUGAAUCCACCAAUGGAUAAGUGGAAUUGGGUCGCCAUGGUAUUUUUAUUACAUGGAAUUGGUAGCUUGAUGCCGUGGAAUAUGUUCAUUACUGCCAAACUUUACUUUACUGAAUACAAGUUUUCAAAGGAAUACACAGGCUACAAGUCGAACUACGCCACGGAUUAUGACACUUAUUCACCAGUUGCUGCACAAGUUCCAAAUUUAAUUUUCAAUUGGUUGACUCUAUUUAUCCAACUAGGGGACAAUUUAACAGCACGAAUUGUAUGGGGACUCUUGAUACAAGUCGCAAUGUUUGUGCUGACAAUCGUUUUAGCAAUGACAGACAGCUCUGCCUGGCCUGGUCUAUUCUUUUGGAUAACCAUGAUCUCUAUUGUUGCUUUGAACACUGGUAGCGGUAUAUAUCAGAAUUCAGUGUAUGGAAUGGCUGCAAAACUGCCUGCCAAGUAUACAGGAAUGGUUGUUUUGGGUUCUAAUAUUAGUGGGACUAUAAUUGCUAUAAUUGAAUUACUAUCCAGUAUGAUGUCUCCGAACAAACGGACUGCAGCAAUAUACUAUUUCAUAACAGCCCUAUUAGUUCUUUUGGCUUGUUUUGAUACAUAUUUUGCUUUGCCCUUGAAUAGAUUUUAUCGGCAUCAUGAACUGAUAAACCAAAAAGCAGCCAACAGAAAAGCUUUAAAUGAUAGUAUAAGAGGACAGACAUCGAGACCACCGUACUGGGAAAUAUUUAAAAAAUGUUGGCCACAAUGCUUCAAUGUGUUCUUUGUUUUCUUUGUUACACUCUCAAUAUUUCCUGGUGUCCAGUCUGGCAUUCAACAGAUUUCACACGAUUUCAUCAUUGAAGAGACAUAUUAUAUGAAUGUCAUGUGUUUCAUGACAUUCAACGUAACGGCAAUGAUUGGGAGCUUGAUCGCUUCUUUUUUGCAAUGGCCCUGGAGGAAAUACCUUGUCAUUCCUAUUCUUCUGAGGGUGCUAUACAUACCGAUAUUUUUAUUAUGCAACUACAAACCUAAUUCAGCUGUCAGGACAAUACCAGUUUUAAUUAAAGAUGAUACAGCUUAUUGGUUGAUAGCCAUGACAAUGGGUCUGACCAGUGGCUACUUUUCAUCAGCUGCUAUGAUGCACUGUCCAAGAACGGUAGAGUCUCAGCAUCAAGCAACUGCUGGUAUGUUUGGUGCUGCAUUUCUAAUAACUGGUAUCGUCGCAGGUCUCGUAUUUGCAAUAGCAAUGCCUUUGAUAGUUUCCAGUUCAAUUUUUCUAUAAACUUUUCACAUAUAAUUGAAUUGUAUCGAUUUUUGCGUGAUUUGUAGUCUUCUUACGGAUGAACCAAACAUACAGUCCAGUACGUUAAACAGUUGCAAAGACUGUAAUAUCAUAUAACGAAGGUUUGAAAGUGGUACUGAUAUUCGUGGACUUGAAUUCAAUUGUUACAACAUUCUCUUCGAAUAGAAAAUCCGUUAAAAGGUCAUUAAUCUCAAAACCAUGGCAUAAUUAUUGAUGACUUUAAAGAGAUCCUAGUAUUACAUAAUUUUUACAAGUAAAAAGUCGCAUCAUUUAAACAAUAAUAAUUAACUAAAGCUUAUUUUGAUCGUAAAUAAAUUCUCUACGAAUCAACAAAGUCACAUUUUGUAUUUGGCUCCUCAGUUGAUCAAACAACAUAAUUAUUAAAAUCAUUAUAAGCGGUGAAUAGUAAGCCAAUGCCUUAAUAAUAGCAACAAAACACUCCAGCGUUAUCCAAAAUAUUAUUUUGUAGAUUUGUAGAGAAUUCAUUUGCAAACAAAAUGAAACGUAGUUCAUAAAAAUCGACCAAACGAUACGAAUAGAAUAAAUGAGAAUAGAAUCUCCUCAAAGUCGUGAAUAAUUGUGUUGUUGUAGCUGAAACUUAAGGUUUUUAAAUUUUUUUCUGUGUUAAGGGAAUAUUGUUUCAACUAAAUACAACUUGAUUCAUUUGAGUUUUAUUUUUAAACCAUCCAUAUAUUAUAUUUCUGUCUUUACAGCUGCUUGACUGCACUGUCUGUUUAAUGCAUCCUUAAGACUGGAAUACUUUCGGGACGAUUUGUCGACCAAAUGAAUAAAUGCUUUUUUGUUAUUCACUUUUAUACCUGACAAGAUUGUUAAACCUUAUAAAAAUAAUCUGCAGUGGACGCUAGAUAUACUGUGUUAGUACCGUGCUAGAAUACCCUAACGCGGGGCCCAAGCAGAGGAAAAUUCUCUAAAAUGGCUAGCUGCUAACCGCUACCACUGCUGGCGUCGGAAGCAGGAGCCGUGCGCGGUGAGAGAUGCUGCAUUUGUAUGUUUGACCGUGCUUGUGGAGGGGCACUCGCUCGCAAGGCCUUAUACUGAAAGGCUAUUUAUCUAGCGCCCACUGUACUGCAUUUGAAUGUAUCGAACUAUAAUGCAGACUUACCAUUACAAACGAAUGGCAAAUUAGAAGUACAUAAAUAGAUCUUGUGCUUCCAUGUAACUGUACAAUUACAUAGAUGCCAGAAAUCGGAAUAUUACAUAUUUCCGUAUGAAUUUUUGUUAAUUCAGAAGGGAAUUCAAUCUUGUCACCUUGGAGGUAAGUUUUUGAUCAUAGAACGAAACGAAGGUUUGCUCUUUACAUGUACAUUGGAUCGAAUUGUAGACAAAGUUGUACAAAAUUUCUACAGCACUUCGGGUGCAUUUGCAUU